Messenger RNA from Peronospora matthiolae, 618 nucleotides. Lineage: Eukaryota; Oomycota; Peronosporomycetes; Peronosporales; Peronosporaceae. The record is from the annotation of a GenBank genome assembly.
AUGCCGAGGAAGGACGUCAUCGUUAAUGGUAUGGCAAAAAGUAUCAUCUUUUUGUCCAGGGAUCUGAUGGAUGGAUUCUAUCAGAUCCUCAUGCGUGAGCGGGACAUCCCUUUCACGGCAGUGAGCACCCUCAGUGGUAUGCUAUGGGAGUGGCUAGUGAUGAAUCGUGGACUAAGUAACGCCCCUACAACGUUCAAAAGAUGUGUAAACAAACUGCUGCGAUCGGUGCGCAACUUUGCUCCGAGUAACUUUGCCGAUGGCUUCGACCAUAGCCGGGCUAUCGAUGGAAAGACGGACGUAGAGGCUUAUAGAAUACACGUCCGGAAAGGUCUUAAUCUAAUGCAAGAGCAUAAGCUGUUCGCGAACCUCAAGAAGUGUAUAUUUACAGUGAACGAAAUACCACUUCUAGGUUGCAAUGUAGGCAAAAAAGGCGUGCCCCCUGAUCCGGAAAAGAUCAAGGUGAUUAGCGACUGGCCUGUGCCAGUCGACGUCAAGGGACUUCGAAAGCUCCUUGGCUUGGCGGCGUCCUUGCACAAGUACUCGCGCAACUACGCCAAGAUGACCGUACAUUCUCUCUCGUCUACUAAAGAAAAACGAGAGGUGGUCAUGGAGUGCUGA